AUGCAAUCCGCAAAGGCGCGCCUUGUCAAGUCCGGUCAUAUCGAUCUGGUAGCACUCGACCAGCCGACAAGCUCAAAAGUAGCCGCACGGCCGGGACAUCUGACGGCGCGACGCCCACCCGCAAAGGUCGCUUCGAGAUCUCGGCUAUCUGCCGCAUCGAGCAUCCUCUUGGAGGCGGUCGAAGCAGUGGCACAGCAUACUUCUGAACAUACUAGCCAAAUCGGACAAAGCUGUGCGUAUCAAUUGGCAAAGCCGGCACACUCUCAGCCUAGCAGCUCGACUUGCUUAGGCUUGCUGCACUCGUCAGAGGGCUGGAAUCUAUCCCAAUCAACCGAUAGGACCAGAUCUGAUCGGUCCCACCAUUCACCCUCACACUCUCGAGACGAUCACCACCACUCGUCGCAGCGUGGAUCAGACUCAGCAGUCUCGCCGUCAUCAGCGGCAGGCUACCCGCCUUUCAUGACGCACGACGGCCAUACGUCCACCUCCGCGACGCUGCCUCGCUAUCAAAGCAAUUACGGCACCUAUGGCAAUUCUACAUCGGACCUGAGCGUCAGUCCGCUCCCGACGGGUGGUAGAAACAAUCCCCAUCCGCUCAGUCAUGCAUUGUAUGCUGAUUCAUCUCAUACCUUGGGCGGCACGACACUUGACGGAGAUGCUUCGUCCUCAUCUGGUUCGGACGAACUCCGCCGCAAUGGCGCAAACGGCAAGUCGCAACUUGGAUCUGGAGGGUCUAGCUAUGGCACAAGCGGAUCUACACUGGUCAACGGCUCAUCCAAGCGACCCUCUUUCCAGUCGAACCGACCGGGUCGAGCAGGCCUGCCGGCAUAUACCCGCUCCAACUCUUAUUCGUCCACGCCAGGCAUGAAUACCUCCGGCUUGUCAUACCUCAAGCGAUGGAGUAGACCCCAUCUAGCCGGCACGAGCGCUGGCGUCUCACCCGCACAGCUAAGCAUUGCCGCAGCAAAAGGCAAGGCUGCCCGUCUCGGUUACCUAGACGGACUUCGCUUCAUCCUUGCCAUGGUUGCACUCAAUGGCACCUUCUUCAGCGCUGUCCUCGACACCAAUGCAUAUGGCUUCAUACAACGAGCAUCUCCUCUAUACAUCGUGCGGUCGUUCAACCUGGCAACGACUUUCCUGCUCGUGUUGCUCGGACGAGCAGUUGCAGCUCCCUUGUGGGAAGUCGUCGCCCCCUCCGCACCGUCAAGCUCGAAUACCUCUGGCUCAACCAACCAGACCGUGCCCUCGCUCGGGCCCUCGAUCUCAUGGAUCAGAUUGACCCGAUGCAUGCUUACUCGACCCUUCCGCUUCAUCUUGCCCGUCAUUGUUGUCUCUGGCAUUCAAUGGGCACUCGGCGCAACGGGCAAGACGGCAGACUGCAACGCCGUCGGUAUGGAUGAGCCAUACUGGUCAUCGAUCCGCAAUUUUGCGGGUUAUUCUACCCUCAUUUUCAACUUGUUCACAUACUACGAACAAGACACUAUGUCCGGUCAGACCUUUGCCGGCAACCUCUGGACUGCCCCUUGGUUCUUCCAAGCCUCAUAUGCUGUUUACACCAUUCACAUGAUGCUUGGCAAUCUCUCGAGCAAUCGCUACUGGGUCUAUGGCAUACUUGCAUUCUUCUCAUGGACAACAUUUAACUACUUUGCACUGGCUAUCAUCGGUCUCGUCUUUGCGGACAUGGCUGCUCAUGGUCAAUUCCAAAAAGUCAAGAAGUGGCCCAUGUCGCGUCGAUUGGCAGUCCAAGGUGCCCUCAUCGCCGUCGCCCUCAUCUUCCAAUGGGUCUCUGUCAUUCGGGACAAUCUCAACUCAGCUUUUGCUACUAUCAACGUCCAGAAUCACGUCGAGAUCACAAUCUGCGAUGCGCUCUUUGCGACAUGCUUCCUCUUUGCGCUCGAGACGUCCACGCUUGCUCAGCGACUGAUGGGCAACGUCGUGUUGCGCAACCUCGGCCGACUUGCACCCGGUCUCUACCUUUUCGCGGCACCGCUGACAUACACGCUCGUGCCAUCGAUCGCAAAGUCUAUGGCGGGUGCAGGAUCGUCUGCAAGCGCUAUCACCGGAGUGACAUGGAUGGCCCUCUUUGGCGUCGCGCUGGCGAUCAGCAUUCCAUUCUACUUCUUCAUCGAGCUACCAAGCGUACUGGCGGGCGAGCUGUUUGCGAACCUGCUCGAAUCGUGGGGUAGAGACGAAGAUGAAGUCAUGGCGGUCAAGAGGCGCGCACAAGAAGUCCUCAAGGCGCCACAGCCUGCUCCUAAGAAGAUUUCUGGACCAACACCUGCGCCAUUCACCUCGCCUGCUAAAUCCAACAGAGGACCGCCAUCAUCUGGUACGGGUCACAAGCCAGCAAGGAGCAGCAAAGGAAGUAGCUAUGGCAAUCAGACGAAGAGCACUGUGCUCCCUCGCACAGCAAGUUCAAUCAGGAUACAAACACACAUGGACACUUAUUUGGCUCUCUCGCGAUGCCUCGGCCGGCACUCUGCACGAGCUUUAGGCCGAAGCCAAAGGCAAGCUGUGGUCGUCUUAAGUUCAUCUGAGAUAUGCUCGCAAGGCGAUAAGUUUUGGGACAUCGUUGCAUUAGAUCGACCAUGUUUGUACACCGAACCAACAGAGCACCAGAUUGCCGAGCUACGGGUCUAUCUAGACGCAGCCCUUCUGACAUCGUGGGGCUCUCCUCGAUAUGUAUGA
Messenger RNA from Mixia osmundae IAM 14324, 2688 nucleotides. RefSeq lists its product as uncharacterized. The coding region runs from base 1 to 2688 and encodes 895 amino acids. The transcript is spliced from 9 exons. The record is from RefSeq and is a predicted model, not a curated record. Lineage: Eukaryota; Fungi; Basidiomycota; Mixiomycetes; Mixiales; Mixiaceae.